Molecule: messenger RNA, 11816 nt
Organism: Neogale vison (American mink)
Lineage: Eukaryota; Metazoa; Chordata; Mammalia; Carnivora; Mustelidae
Gene: FER
Product: FER tyrosine kinase
Exons: 20
Coding region: 277-2748 (823 amino acids)
Biological process (GO): Fc-epsilon receptor signaling pathway; peptidyl-tyrosine phosphorylation; cell adhesion
Molecular function (GO): non-membrane spanning protein tyrosine kinase activity; ATP binding
Source: RefSeq, a predicted model, not a curated record
UUCUGAAACAGUCUCCACUGGCAGAGCAAACCAACGCGGGUUCUUCGCGCUUUCUAGACUCUGGAAGAGCUCAUGUUUUUCUGGCCAGACCUGUGGUUAUUCCCGUGAGACUUCACUGCACAUUUUCUGAAGUGUCUUCCUCAUCCCUAAUGUGUAAUCCUUCAACAUGGACCUGCUACUUUAGCUAAGAUACGACCAGCGAUGAAUAGUAGUCAGAUAUGUGCUGAUUAGAAGGCUCACAGUGCAGUGUGGAGGAUAAGACAGUGCCUUACAAAAAUGGGGUUUGGGAGUGACCUGAAGAAUUCACAUGAAGCUGUGCUAAAACUGCAAGACUGGGAAUUACGGUUACUGGAAACAGUGAAGAAAUUUAUGGCCCUGAGAAUAAAAAGUGAUAAAGAAUAUGCAUCUACUUUACAGAACCUUUGUAAUCAAGUUGAUAAAGAAAGCACUGUUCAAAUGAAUUAUGUCAGCAAAGUAUCCAAGUCUUGGCUACUUAUGAUUCAGCAGACGGAACAGCUUAGUAGAAUAAUGAAGACACAUGCAGAGGACCUAAAUUCUGGACCCUUACACAGGCUCACCAUGAUGAUCAAAGACAAACAGCAGGUGAAGAAAAGUUUUGUAGGUGUUCAUCAGCAGAUAGAGGCAGAGAUGAUCAAGGUUACAAAGACAGAAUUAGAGAAAUUAAAAUCCAGCUAUAGACAGUUAAUAAAAGAAAUGAAUUCUGCCAAAGAGAAAUAUAAAGAAGCUUUAGCUAAAGGGAAAGAAACCGAAAAGGCCAAGGAACGAUAUGACAAAGCGACAAUGAAACUUCAUAUGUUGCAUAAUCAGUAUGUAUUGGCAUUGAAAGGAGCGCAGCUGCAUCAGAAUCAGUAUUAUAACACCACACUUCCUUUGCUUCUGGACUCUUUACAAAAGAUGCAAGAGGAAAUGAUAAAAGCACUAAAAGGCAUAUUUGAUGAAUACAGCCAGAUAACCAGUCUUGUUACAGAGGAAAUAGUGAAUGUCCAUAAAGAGAUUCAAAUGUCAGUUGAACAGAUAGACCCUAGCACAGAAUAUAAUAAUUUCAUAGAUGUUCACAGAACAACGGCUGCUAAAGAGCAAGAAAUUGAAUUUGAUACUUCCUUACUAGAAGAAAAUGAAAAUCUUCAGGCAAAUGAAAUUAUGUGGAAUAAUUUAACAGCAGAAAGUUUGCAAGUAAUGUUGAAAGCUUUAGCAGAGGAACUUACACAGACACAGCAGAUGCUUUUAAACAAGGAGGAGGCUGUCUUGGAACUAGAGAAGAGAAUUGAGGAAUCUUCUAAGACCUGUGAAAAGAAGUCUGAUAUUGUGCUUCUACUAAGCCAAAAACAGACACUUGAAGAGCUGAAACAGUCAGUCCAGCAGCUGAAAUGCGCUGAGGCAAAGUUUACAGCACAGAAAGAAUUACUAGAGCAAAAAGUACAAGAAAAUGAUGGGAAAGAGCCACCUCCAGUAGUAAAUUAUGAAGAAGAUGCACGAUCAGUUACAUCUAUGGAAAGAAAGGAGAGGCUAUCCAAGUUUGAGUCUAUUCGCCAUUCAAUUGCUGGAAUAAUUAGGUCUCCAAAAUCUGCACUGGGCUCUUCAACAUUCUCUGAUACGAUCCCUAUAAGUGAGAAGCCCCUGGCAGAACAGGACUGGUACCAUGGAGCAAUUCCCAGAAUAGAAGCGCAAGAUCUAUUAAAACAGCAAGGAGACUUCUUGGUGCGAGAGAGUCAUGGGAAACCUGGUGAAUAUGUCCUUUCUGUAUAUUCUGAUGGACAAAGGCGACACUUUAUCAUACAAUUUGUUGAUAAUCUAUAUCGAUUUGAAGGCACUGGUUUUUCAAACAUUCCUCAGCUUAUAGAUCAUCACUAUACAACAAAACAGGUCAUCACUAAGAAAUCAGGUGUAGUUCUGCUGAAUCCUAUUCCUAAGGAUAAGAAAUGGGUUCUCAAUCAUGAAGAUGUCACAUUGGGAGAAUUACUGGGCAAGGGAAAUUUUGGUGAAGUAUAUAAGGGCAUAUUAAAGGAUAAAACUGCUGUUGCUGUUAAAACAUGUAAAGAAGAUCUUCCUCAGGAACUGAAAAUUAAAUUUUUACAAGAAGCCAAAAUUCUCAAGCAAUACGAUCAUCCCAAUAUUGUCAAACUUAUAGGCGUUUGCACACAAAGACAGCCUAUCUACAUCAUUAUGGAACUGGUUCCAGGAGGUGAUUUCCUGUCCUUUCUGAGGAAGAAGAAAGAUGAGAUAAAACUCAAACAAUUAGUGAAAUUUUCAUUAGAUGCUGCUUCUGGUAUGUCCUAUCUCGAGAGUAAAAACUGUAUACACAGGGAUCUUGCUGCAAGAAACUGCCUGGUAGGUGAAAAUAACAUUCUGAAAAUCAGUGACUUUGGAAUGUCUCGUCAAGAGGAUGGGGGAGUGUAUUCAUCUUCUGGCUUAAAGCAGAUUCCCAUUAAAUGGACAGCACCAGAAGCUCUUAAUUAUGGGAGAUACAGUUCUGAGAGUGACGUGUGGAGCUUCGGCAUCCUCCUCUGGGAGACAUUCAGCUUGGGGGUCUGUCCAUACCCUGGAAUGACAAAUCAACAAGCACGGGAGCAAGUGGAAAGAGGGUACCGAAUGUCAGCCCCUCAGCACUGCCCAGAGGACAUUUUCAAAAUUAUGACGAAGUGCUGGGAUUAUAAACCUGAAAACCGCCCCAAGUUCAGUGAACUUCAGAAAGAACUCACUGUCAUCAAGAGGAAAAUCACACAGUGACGGAACAGUGCAAACAGCUUCUGGGACCUGGUCCUCCAACAGAGUGACACUGUUCUCAUUAACAAUGAUUUUUAUACCGCAUUACCUACAACAGUCUUCUAAGGUGAUUUUUGUUAUUAACUGUUUUUUUAAGUAUGUGCCACUGACAGAAAAAAAAGGCAAAGGCCAAUGUAUUCCAGAAACAGACACUCUUACCAAGGGCUUUAUUAGCUCACCACAGCAAUCCUGCCAUUUUAGGCCAUUGUAAAUAGACAAGCACAGCCCCUCAGUGGGAGGGACGAUCAGAUCUUUUACACACCAGGACCACUGAUGUUUCUCAAAGGUUUUCUACUUCAGGCACAGUUCCCAGGCUGCUCUCCUGUGCCUCAGACUGACUCCAUGGGUGCUAGAGCAGCACUGGUAAUGCCAUUGUCUGCAAGACACAUUCCAACCAAAAGUGGCUUUUUGCUCUGCCAAGGCAAGAUUCUGUUUGUCAACAUCAUUUUCUAUUGGGAGCUAGUUGGACCACUUAGAGUCUUCCUCUUCUUUCUUGCCAGAAAGAAGGGCAGUGUGAGAAGCAUCACACUCCUCUAUUAUGAGGAAGCUAGUGUUCCCCUGCUCCUUGGUCUGGGCAUCGGACAGUGACGCAUGGAAUGUUCUCAAGAGCACGCUCUUAGGGUUGCAACAGCAGCUCUUAAAAAGAUGUUUUUGAGAGCCGUGUGCGUGGGAGAGGGGUCUGGAGAAAGGAACAGCUAGAGAAAGAGAAGGAGAAUAUAAAAUCUGCCUUCUUUUCAGAGUUUUUACAUACUCACACACCUUUUAUUUUAUGGUCUGAAAUCACAGGAAAAGUUCUAAGAAAUGUUUUCAGAAGUUCAUACUUAAAGCCUAAUGGCAGAAAAAAAAAAAUUAGUGAAACUAUAAAGCACACGUCCACAGAAAUAACAGCCUACUUUUGGUUAAGUUACUUUCACCUCAGAGGAGGCAUCCUGGUAUUUAAUUCCCUUUAUUUGUGUCAGUUUCCAGAGCCAAAGGAAUUUCAUGAUUCUAGUUCGUAAACACACGGAUGUACAUACACACAUGCACAUGUGCCUGCAUACACACACACACACACACACACACACCAUUAAGCAGUAGUAAAUGGUAAAGAAGUCAAGUGAACGUUAUUGAAGAAGAUAGAGGAGCAUCCCUCCUGUUUCCACUUUCCCCCUUCAUUUACCCUUACACUGCUGCCAGGAAUGUAUCCUUGUCUUAGGAUAACCUUAUCUUAUCCGACCCAUAUGCGAGCACCGUUCUGGAGACACGUCAUGUGAGUAAGAUGGAACACAGAGUUAAGAGGAAGAGUCUGUUGAGCUGCAUGUUAGUUGCAUCCAGGGAACUUACCCCGUGUUCUGUAUAUAGUUGCCUCUCAGGAUAAAUAUGUGUGUAGGAGAUGGUCACACUCGGGUAAAUGUGGCUUGGGAGCUUUUACUAAGUGCUCGGGCCUGUGUUCAGAUAAAUAGCACCUUAGUGAUCGUUUGGUUAUAUCCAUUGGAAGAGCUUAUGGGAUAGAAAGUUCCUCCUUUCCUCUCCAGCUGUUGUUCGCUGCUUAGGAAUACCAUGGCACAGAACUCACACCCAGUACUUUGAAGAGUAUAAAGAAAGAGAACAAAAUAGCUCGAGUCUAUCAUUUCAACUUCCUUGCAAGUUUUGUACACGUUUGAUAAUUACUACAUCCAGAUCAAAAUGAAAGCCAAGUAAACUUUCCCUCAAAAUAUAUUAUAAAUACAAAGCAACUUUUACAAAAAUCAGCAAUGUAUUCCUUUCUGUCAAAUAUGGUAAAAAAUGGAAACUUCUUUUGAUGGCCUAUACUGCGGUAAAUCGAAGCCCGGAUGCAUUAAGUGCUUGCUGUGGUCUUCAGGCACUUGCCAGUCUUCAAAAGAAGAGUCAGGUGGGACAUUUUUACCCUUUGUCCAUAUUUCCAAACGAAUCUCUUCAUGAUAUUCUUUGUUUAAAGAAAACAGACCCUCAUCACUUACUAGCCUCAACGCUAAGCUCUCAGCAAGGAGAGGGAAUGAUGGUUUUGGCUUUAAUUUUGUGAACAAGACCUGAAGCUUAAUCUUUGCAUUCUGGUGUAAAGAAUGAACAUGGCAUUGAUAUUUCACUCAUCCAGGCUGUUAGAAUUUGCAAUUCACAUCAUAACUCUGUGCUUAAAUUAAAGAAGCUUUUCAAAACAUCGUGACAUCUGCAGCAUUUAAAUUCUAUUUUAUUCUUUGUCCCAAAGCAGGCAGUGGUAUAGUUCAGGAUUAAUCACUCAUUGGGAGUCUUUCAGGAUAAGUUGUAUGGAAUAUUAAAUUUAAUAUAGGCGCAUGCAUUAAGAAAAACUUAUGCAAACCAUUUUUUUACUGUUAAUUUUGUUGUGCUUAGAGCAUAAUUUAUUCAUCCCUUCUGUCACUGAUAAUUAUUGGAAUUAUGUACUUUAAGAGGCUAAUCCAUACCCAGAAAGCACACAUACAAAUACCGUUCUGAAUCUGCAAGUUGAUGUAGGGAAAGAAGGCUUCAGAAAUGCACAAAGCCUCAUAACUUGUUUAGUAAGAAAACAGAAACCAAAAUUGCCACUAGACUGAAUGUAAUUAAGCCAGGUCACAAAUCUGUGUUGUUAAUGGAUUUUCCAAGAGUUCCAUCUAUCACUCCUAUGCAGUUCCUGUCAUAAUUCCUUAAAUUUAUGAGUACAGAGUAGGGGUGGGGGAAAAUAAGCCCAGGCAGCCUGACCUACCUGCAUUUUUUUAUCGUGAAUCACCAGCAAACCUUUAUGACAAAUAUUUAGGUAGUUCAUCAUUUUUCAAGAAAUCUUUUAAUGUUAAAUUAACAUUUAUUGCCAUAUUUGAAACCUAAAAUUAAUUUCAUAUUCCAUGCAAUCUAAGGCUACUUCUCAAAGCCAAUAUAUUCUUUCUCUUCUAGAAAAAUAAUAAUAAAGGAUGAAUAAGUUUUAUUUAAACUUUUAAAACCAGAGGCCUUAUUUCAGCCCAUCUCACCACUGAGUCCCCAGUGAAAGGUCUCAUGUAAUCAUUUCCCUCUCAUCUCCCAAAUUUAAUAUAGGCAAUAAAGUUCUUCAUCCAUAAUUCACCAUUUUAUCACAAAUACAAUAUUAUUGAAACAUCUUACUAGCACAUCAGUAUAGACCAUGAGCCUAAUUGUAUUAGCCAUUGUUCAGUACACAUUUCACAACUGCUUUUCAUUUGAAGGUUAUUUUUAAAAGAAAAGCUAAUGUUUACUCAUUGAAAUAGGUUUGAUUUCCUUUAAGCCAUAGAAUGGUUUUCUUGUCUAUGUUGUAUUUUGGUUUUGCCAUAUAGUUUUUUAUAGUUUGGCUAAUACCACUAAAAUAACUCUGCAAGAUUGUGUCAAGAAGAAAGUGUUUUAGUUAUCACCUAUGCCCCACACUGAGAACCUCGUUAGUGGGAUACACCUAACACUUACAAUGCAAAAAUCAGCGACAGCACAUUGCUGUCGUUCAGUUGUCUCAGGCAUUCCACUUUCAGGGGCUUGCUUGUGAUUAGGAGAUGUUCUCAGACUGUACCUGACAACCAAAGGGAGUAAACCCUGUGGACACUGUUUUGUGGCCAGGGGUUAUCCGAAGUGAGACAGACAGACUCUGCAAGGAGGCACUUUGUCUCAGCACUCUGCUUUUUACACAUACUCCCUUGAUCACACCACUGACACUUUAGAAGUUUCUUAGCAACAGAACUGAUUGUCCAUAAGCACUCUUCUGAGUCAUGUGAAGACUGACUUUUGUAUUUAGGUCAGAGCCUUCACACAAAACAGAGAAUAACACAAAAUAGGGCAAACAUGGGGCGGGCACUGAAAAAGACACAUCUUCUUUAUGUAUUAAUAUGUUAAUUAAAUGGAAACAAAGAUUUUAUAUGAAAAUGAGUUUAUAUUACAUUCCCAUUAUACCAUUAAGUUAGCAUGAAGUUUACCAUUAAAAUAAAGUUACCCCUUUUAUUACUAACUCUGAUUUGCUUAUGCAUACUAGAAAUUUUUUAUUAAAUAUUUAUUUUUCUCUGUUUUGGUUAAUUUCACAUCAAGUCUGAAUACAGUAUUACUUGGGAGAAUCCAGAAUUGCAUAUUCAUUUCUACAAAAGAAAAUACUCAUGUACAAGAUUACCUACUUGAAGGAGAUACUGAUAGUCUUAGAGUCCCAUAAAAUUCUCCUUUAAAGAAUAAUGCUAUAAUGCAGAAGGUGUAUAAACUACAUAUCUCGGUCAUAAUUCAAUUUAAGGAAAUAUUUAUUACCCCUUGAAAACCAGCCUACCGCCUCCUACUGAUUCAAAGAUUAAGUUCUGAAUUGUUGAGUAUAGACAUCAAGACUCACUUAGCUCACUAAUAAGGACGGAGAGUCUUAGGUGGUGGAAGGAUCCCGCUGAACUAAAUUCCAGUCACUUUAAACUGCACGGAAGUAAUGAGCAAAGACUUUAGUUUGUCUGUUAAUAAGGAGCUGAGGUGGGCAUCUGCAAAGGCAAGAGAGCAAAGAACCUGUUCUUCUAAGACACAAUGGUGCAGCCGCUGCAGAGAGUGUGGAAUGAUUCAAGUGGAACAGACACUUGGAUAAUGUCACUAGAAAGCUGGAGGAGACCAGUGCCUCCAGGCCGGAUCCUUCCCUACAGAUAAUUAAAAAGAUACAGAGCCAAAGAAGCAAAAGAGGUCACCCGCCAGUAUGUGGGCCUUAGUGGGAGCAAACCAAAUCCCUCUCCCUUGCAUUGGGAGCAGUUUUCUAUCCCUGGCUCUGGGCACCCCGUGCUGCGGGACCACACCUACCCCCAUUGUCUUGCUGACUAGGAUCUGGACCUAUCAACUAAGGUCCUUCAUUAUUCAUCCUUUGUUACAAAUUUCUAGUUGCAAUAGGGUAUAGUAGUCUCAAUGAGAGCACUCAGAUCAACCCUGUUUCCCCUCCUGACUAACGUCCACUAACUGGCUCCUGGGGUCAUGCGCAGAGGGACCUUCCUGGGGUGACCUCUACUCUGGGGAAACGGAAUUCAGCAGGGAAGGAGGAAAAUGAACAAUGAACCAACUGAACAAUGUUUCUUGUCUUUGUCCAGUCAUGUUUGAGGGGAAAGAAUUGUAGAAACAUCCCAAAGCCAGUGGUGGUGCAGCACAGCUGAGCUGAGAUGCAGAAGGCAGACCCAGAGGCUCGGAAAAACCAAGACUGAAGGGGUGGGGGGCCGGGGCAGUGACAGAGUCCCCACGCAAAGCCGCCCCAGGGCUAACCUUCAAAGAAAUGCAGCAGCAGUGAGAGAAUGCCUGUCCUCAAAAGGGGGUUUUGAGGAGCUUCCUGCUGUAUGUUAUUAAACAUUACAUUCCUCUCAAGCCUCUACAACAUUUCUUAAAGGACACUGAAUUGGAUAUUGAUUUGAUUUUCUUUUAUGCCCCUGAUAAUCUCAGUAGGUAGCCAUUGCGCAAUGAAAAAUCACCCUGGCUGGGUUUUUCCAUAAGGCCUGGCCUGCUCCCCACGCAGCCCACGAAUGUGUAGGGUAGGCGCCCUUGGAGGACGUUUGCAGGCAAAGCUCCUGCUUUUUAUUUUAUUAAAGGAAUCUUGUAGUAGGUAUAUCUGCCUGCAGCAUGAAGACAGAUUUAGCUUCCCUCCUUGCCAGCAAACUUGUAAGAACCUUGAAACAUGAAUAUUUAUUUUAUUCUAAGGAGAUUCAAAUUCUGAAUUUCUAAAUUCUCUUCCCACACAUUCCCAGUGAGACUAGCAGAUUCAAAUAUUCUACAAAGAAGUGUUCUAAGUGAUAGUAAGGACCCUGGUAGCAGAAUUUCAUCAUGUGUUUUCUCUCCUCUUUAUUCACUCAGGAAGCUUUUCCUGAACAUCUGCCACGUCAGGUACAGGGAACUGUGCUGGGUGCUACUUUUUUUUUGUUUCUUGUUUUUGCUUUUUUUAACUUCUGGUUGGUAUUUCCUUUUCUCAUAUGCAGCUACUAACAGGAAGGCCUUUAUCAUCAGCCUUAAUUGGAUAACAUCGCAAUGGCCUUAGACCAGAGAGUUUCUCCUCAGGUGCUCAGGAUGCCCUGCCUUGUAGGGAACUCCCAGGCAUCCAUUUACUGAAGCCAACUGUAUGGCCACUCUGGGAGCAGCCCCAUGGUACAUGCAGUUUAGAAUAUAGCUUCCUUGUCGUCCUUGUGCUGGAGACAGGACAAGUGGGUAGAAGCCUUAGUGGAGUGACACUAUCAAUAGAGGCUCUUGGGAGAUUUUUCCUAGGACACAAAGACCACCCUGAGCAGGUAUGUCCAGGGAAGCAGCCUAUUGACUUGGCCAAGUAAGCUCAUUAGGUGACCUACCUACCUACAAAGAAAUGUCAAAACACUAGCAAUGACUACUCUAUCUUAAACCCCUGGACAUAUUCAAUUUUACCAUUCCUCUCUUCCAUGCCAAUAUUUUGUGUUGUUUCCUGCACAUUCCCUAUGCAUAAACGUCUAAAAUCAUUUUAACUGUGCAAUGCUAAAGACUUUCUCCGUAGAUUCAGAAAAGAGGGUCGUGGACAUGAAGACAAGUUCAGAAUAAGCCAACCUACCUAGAUAUACAAACCCAACAGCACCACUGUGUUAAAACCUCAGCUGUACUCUAUACUUCCCCCAACGCAGUACCUUUCCUAAAAAGCCAAAUAUCACAUCUUUCUCCCAUUUGCUAAGAACAUCUUUAAUAUCAGAAUAAGCACACAGCAGAUACUAUCCAAAGCAGAUUUUCUAAAGUGACAUACUAAGAAACCAGACUUUGGUCAUCGGACAACAGAAACACCACCUCACCCUUAUGUGCUCAGUUAAAACAUCCUUGCAAAAACUAUAACCAUCUAGGCAAUCCAUCUGGUCACAGGAGGGAAUACCUUAUUUUGAAAGUAUAGGACAGAUAUUAGUGGAAAAGGUCAAAGCUCUGAGCAACACAGGGUAAAUGUAAGAUGGCCAUUAAAAAAAAAAAUCCCAAUUCCCACACCAAAGCAGCAAAAAUUUGAGUAACGAAAAUGAAGUAUAGAAGUCCAAAUUCUUAUUAAUAUUUUCUUCAUCUAGCUCUUGUCAAAUUAUACAACCUGGGGGUCUUUUAAGUUGCCUGAACAAUCUUUAUGAAGAUUAAACCCACCCACCCACCUCCAAAUGGAGGCUCAAAUUUCUCAGUUGCCCUGCCUGGAUUCAAAACUUCGGUGUCUGAGAGUGAGAUCUGGAAUCUGUUUUUCCUGAGAUCAGGCAAAUGACCAUCCUUGUAGUCUUUGCCAGCUUGCCAAUCCAUGCCUUUGUUCUUCUUUAAACACAGAAGGGGAAAAAACUAAAAAGCAAAACACCCUAUUCUGUAGGAAUUUUCCUUUUACAGAUAACUUGACUAGGUAGAAAUAAACUUGCCUGCCUGCUCUUAAGAAAUGCCAGACUGCUGGAAGGGAAUGCACAGGGCAGGGUGCCCAGAACUGUUCUUAAUAGGACUGAUUGUUUUCUCCUAACCCAAAGUACAGCACACUUCUUCUAGUUUGACUGUGGGGUGCUUUGAAGGCCCAUCUCCUGGCAGUCUGAAUUGUUUUUGCUUCAAGCAAAAGACCAUUUCCCAUAGAAGUGAAUUUAUUCACUAUAGUUCUUCCUCAGGUGCUAGGCCUUUCUUGCAAUGUACAGAAAAUAUGCAUGUUUUAAUGAAAUUUAUUAUUUUGGCUUUAGAGUCAGAGAGAUUCGUUCCACAAAGUUCACCUGGUUCCCCACAGCAAGUGUAUUUCAUAACCCUACAAUUCUAAGUCCAACCCCAGGUAUAGACUCUGAGCAUCAAAUCAUAAUCAUAGAUAAAGGGGAGCUGGUAGGAAAGGGUCUUGGUUGGGAAGGGUCUUGGUUAUUCCCAAUUUGUGACCAAAGUGGCCAAAGAUAGGAAACUCUCUUUCACUUGAUGAACACUUCACUGCACCAUAUGAAAUGUCAGUUCCCCAGGACCAUUCUGUGACCCAGUCUGACUCUCAGAGUGUGCCAGGAGUGCACACUUCAUGACCUGUUUCAGCAUUUUCCUUCAGAGAGUACGGAGCUUUCUCACUGCAACAGCUUUGUUAGUCAGACAUGUUCAGAUUUCAUAUUUAUGUUUAAAUACAUUAGAAGCAACACAAGUAUAAAGGGGGUGUGGGGGGUGUGAAUUCUGCCAACUUUUAUGUUAUGGCCUUCUCUGCUGUUCUUGGUGGGUUCUGGGGAGUACCCUGGAAGGAUGGAAUUCUCUGAAGUCAUACCCAAACAAAUCACAUAGGGUUAGGAAAAGCCAGAUAAAUGCAGGAGAAUAAAACCAAAUUGUCCAGGUCCCAAGAACAGCCCUGACUUCUUCAGGAACCCAAGCAAACUAAAAGCAAAGAUGAACUAUACAAAUAGUGCCCAGGCCAUUUGACUGUGGGUAGCCCACUGGAUUAAGACACUGCCAUUUUCCUGGCACGGGUCCACAGUGAGUGGUUGCAGAAAUUCAAUUUUCUGGGUUGCUUCCUCUUCCCUUUGAUAGAAGAUGAUUUUGAGAAGAUGGGGUACGAGUGGUGCCUGCUCCCAGCCUGCCAAGGUGUAGACGUUCCAUCGAUAAGCAUCACUUUGAGCAAAACACUCCUGUGGUUUACCAAGUUUCCCUCUAGUGCCAACACUAUCAGGUUAAAGCACCUUUAAUCUUUUUUGUUGCUGUUUUAAAAUAAUUUAUUUGUGAAAUGGAUAAAAGAAACACUGGAAAUAGGGUGCUUCUUAUAAAAAAAAAAAAAUUCAAGUGUAGAGCAUACCCACAAGGCCUUUGGUGAGUUUCUCUGGCUUUGUAAACAAGUCUGACAAUGAAUGACAGCUAACUAUAGAAAACGGUUAGUUGUCUGUCUCUGACCAUUUUUUAACUCUGGUCUGUAUUUAACACUUAUUUAUUUGUUAGCUUUUACACCCAGAAGAAAAUAUACUUUCAAUUCUAACAUUGUACGAUGUUUUUCAAUUGUUUUCUGAUCUUUUUAAACAUGAUUUCACCAUUUUUGUAAACUUAGAUCAUUUUCGAAUAGCCUUUUUCUUUUCCGAUAGACCAAUUACCAUGCAUAGGUCUGCAGAACCUUUCUUUUUACUGUAUUCUUAUAAUAAAUGUAAAGUAUUUGUAGCAAA